This is a messenger RNA of Scophthalmus maximus (turbot), 5306 nucleotides long. RefSeq names its product vitellogenin-2. Gene Ontology annotation, biological process: lipid transport. Bases 159 to 5228 code for a protein of 1689 amino acids. The record is from RefSeq and is a predicted model, not a curated record. Gene Ontology annotation, molecular function: lipid carrier activity. The transcript is spliced from 34 exons. Lineage: Eukaryota; Metazoa; Chordata; Actinopteri; Pleuronectiformes; Scophthalmidae.
CUUGUUGACAUUAGUGACCUUUUGUUUGUCUAAUCUACAUGGUCAGGGCAUGGUAACUUUGGAGUAUUUUGAUGUUUUUUGUUUGAUGAGUACAAAGUCAUCAUAAAAAAUGGCUAUAAAAGAAACCCUCUGGUUGCAGUCAGUCACAUUCAUCAGCCAUGAGGGUGCUUGUACUAGCUCUAGCUGUGGCCCUUGCAGUGGGCCAUCAGGUCAGCUUGGCCCCAGAAUUUGCAAUUGGAAAGACCUAUGUGUAUAAAUAUGAAGCAACCGUUUUGGGUGGCCUACCUGAGGAGGGUCUGGCAAGGGCCGGAGUAAAAGUCAGGAGCAAAGUUUUGAUCCAUGCAGCCACCACUGACACCUUCAUGCUGAAGCUUGUAGACCCUGAAAUCUUUGAGUACAGUGGCAUCUGGCCCAAAGAUGCUUUUAUCCCAGCCACCAAACUCACCUCAGCCCUGGCUGCUCAGCUCUUGACACCCAUCAAGUUUGAGUAUGCUAAUGGGGUUGUCGGUAAAUUGUUUGCACCGGCCGGCAUCUCCACCACUGUACUGAAUGUCUACAGGGGAAUCCUUAAUAUCUUCCAGCUGAACAUCAAGAAGACUAAAAACGUCUAUGAGCUGCAAGAGCCUGGAACUCAGGGUGUGUGCAAGACCCAUUACGUCAUCAGUGAGGAUGUUAAGGCUGAUCGUAUUCUUCUGAGCAAGACCAAGGACCUGAACAAUUGUCAGGAGAGAAUCAUGAAGGAUAUUGGCCUGGCUUACACUGAGAGAUGCGUUGAGUGUGAGGCUAGAGGACAGACCAUGAAGGGAGCCGCUGCCUUUAACUACAUCAUGAAGCCAACUGCCACAGGAGCUUUGAUCUUGGAGGCAACUGCAACAGAGCUGAUUCAGUUCUCUCUUUUCAACAUCUUGAAUGGUGCUGCCCAGAUGGAGGCUAAGCAAAUCCUCACCUUCCUGGAGAUUGAGAAGGCCCCAGUGGUGCCCAUCACAGCUGAAUAUCUUUACCGUGGAUCCCUGCAGUAUGAGUUUGGCAGCGAGCUUCUCCAGACACCCAUUCAGCUUCUGAGGAUCAGCAAUGCUGAAGCUCAGAUUGUUGAGAUUCUGAACCACUUGGUGACCUUCAAUGUGGCCAAGGUCCACGAAGAUGCCCCUCUGAAGUUUAUUGAGCUCAUCCAGCUGCUGCGUGUGGCCAGAUUUGAGACUAUUGAGGCUCUCUGGAUUCAGUUCAAAGCUAAACCCGAUUAUAGGCACUGGAUCCUGAAUGCUGUUCCUGCCAUUGGUACUCAUGUUGCACUGAAGUUCAUCAAGGAGAAGUUCCUGGUUGGUGAGCUGACUAUUCCGGAAGCUGCUGAAGCUCUGCUGGCAUCUGUGCACAUGGUGACAGCCGACCUGGAAGCCAUCAAGCUUGUUGAGGGCCUGGUUAUGAACCACAACAUCCAAGAAAACCCAGUCUUGCGCGAGAUCGUCUUGCUGGGCUAUGGCACUCUGGUUGCCAAGUAUUGUGCAGAGAAUCCAACUUGCCCAGCUGAGCUUGUGAGGCCCAUCCAUGAACUUGCUGCUAACGCUUUUGCCAAAGGUAGAAUUGAGGAGCUCAGUGUCACUUUUAAAGUUCUGGGUAAUGCUGGACAUCCUGCUAGCCUUAAACCAAUCAUGAAGUUCCUGCCUGGCUUUGGAAGUGCUGCUGCUAAUCUGCCACUCAGAGUUCACAUUGAUGGUGUUCUGGCCCUGAGGAACAUUGCAAAGAGAGAGCCCAAGAUGAUCCAAGAAAUUGCCAUCCAGCUGUUCAUGGAUAAGGCUCUCCACCCAGAGCUCCGUAUGGUUGCUGCUAUUGUGUUGUUUGAGACCAAGCCGCCCAUGGGUCUGGUGACCACUCUUGCUGAUGCCCUCUUGAAAGAAACAAAUCUGCAAGUCGCUAGCCUUGUUUACUCUUACAUGAAGGCCAUGACGAGGAACACCGCCCCUGACCUUGCACCUGUUGCUGCAGCCUGCAAUGUUGCUGUGAAGAUCCUCAGCCCCAAAUUUGACAGACUAAACUACCGCUUCAGCAGAGCUCUCUAUUUGGAUGCUUAUCACAACCCCUGGAUGAUGGGUGCUGCUGCCACUGCCUUCUAUGUUAACGAUGCUGCAACUGUUUUGCCAAGAGCCAUUGUAGCCAAAGCUCGCACCUACCUGGCUGGAGCUUAUGCGGAUGUUCUUGAGGUUGGAGUAAGAACUGAGGGACUCCAGGAGGCACUUCUGAAAGUCCCGCAGUCUGACAAUGCUGACAGGCUCACCAAGAUGAAACAAGUUAUAAAGGCUCUUUCUGAUUGGAGGGCUCAUCCUUCUAGCCAGCCCCUGGCCUCUGUGUUUGUCAAAUUCUUUGGACAGGAAAUUGCCUUUGCCAACAUUGACAAAGCUAUUGUUGACCAGAUUAUUGAGCUGGCAACCGGACCUGCACUUCACGCUUAUGGCAGGAAGGCUUUGGAUGCCGUGCUGUCUGGCGUUGCACUGCAUUUUGCUAAACCAAUGCUUGUUGCUGAGGUCCGUCGCAUCAUUCCCACCGCUAUUGGUCUGCCAAUGGAGCUGAGUUUCUAUACUGCUGCUGUGGCUGCUGCAUCUGUUGAAUUCCAAGCUACUGUAACACCACCCCUGCCUGCGAAUUUCCAUGGUGCCCAGCUCCUGAAGUCUGACAUCAACAUCAGGGCUGCAAUUGCUCCAAGCGUUUCCAUGCACACUUAUGCAGUUAUGGGUGUGAAUACUGCUCUUAUCCAAGCUGCCCUGCUGUCAAGAGCCAGAGUUCACACAAUUGUUCCUGCAAAGAUGGAAGCAAGAAUUGACAUGGUCAAGGGCAACUUCAAGCUUCAGGUCCUGCCUGUUCAGGGCAUCGACAAGAUCGCAUCUGCAAUUGUUGAGACUUUUGCUGUUGCAAGAAAUGUGGAAGACCUCACCGCUGCCAAAAUCACACCAAUGAUUCCAGCUCAAGCUCAAGUACAGCUGUCCAGAGAGGCCCUCUCCUCAAACCUUGCAUCCUCACUGGCUGAUGACAUGUCAGCAUCAUCUGAAAUCCUUUCCGACCUGCCAAGAAAAAUUGUCAACAAACUGAAAUUGCCCAAGGCCUUUGAGAAGAAAAUGUGUGCUGUAAUUGAAACCUUUGGAGUAAAGGCAUGCACUGAGAUUGAAUCUCGCAAUGCUGCCUUCAUCAGAGACUGUCCACUCUAUGCCAUGAUUGGAAAACAUGCUAUCUUGGUUGAGGUGUCUCCAGCUGCUGGACCAGUCAUCGAGAAGAUUGAAAUCGAGGUUCAUGUUGGAGAUAAAGCAGCAGAAAAGAUCAUCAAAGUGAUAAAUCUGAGCGAGGAAGAGGAAAUUCUUGAGGACAAGAAUGUCUUGAUGAAACUUAAGAAAAUCUUGGUGCCUGGUCUAAAGAACAGAACUGCAUCGUCCUCCAGCUCCAGCAGCUCUCGCAGCUCUUCCUCCAGCAGCUCCCGUUCAACCUCUGUAUCAUCCAAAUCUUCCUCCAGCUCCUCUUCUCGCCGCCAGAGCAAAAUGGUUGAUGUUAAUGCCCCCAUCACCAAGACACCAAAGAGACCAAGCUACCGCUCCAGCAGCUCCUCCAGCAGCGCUUCGAGCAGCCGUUCAUCGCUCCAGUCCAGCAGCCGCUCUAGCAGCUCCAGCUCCAGCUCCUCAAGGUCCAGCGCCCUGUCCAAGCAAGAACUGUAUAAGAUGAAGUUUACCAAGAACCAUGUCCACCAGCAUGCCGUCUCGACACCCCGUGCCAACAGCAAGAGCAGUGCCUACAGCUUUGAAGCUAUUUACAAUAAGGCCAAAUACCUCGCUAACACUGUUACUCCCGCUGUGACUGUUCUCAUACGUGCUGUGAGAGCUGACCACAAGGUUCAGGGAUACCAGAUUGCAGCUUACUUUGACAAAGCCACUGCCAGACUGCAGGUCAUUUUUGCCAACCUAGCUGAGAACGACCACUUUAGAAUAUGUGCUGAUGGUGUGAUGCUGAGCUACCACAAACUGAUGGCCAAGAUUGCCUGGGGAAUUGAAUGCAAGCAAUACCAGACCGAGAUCACAGCUGAAACUGGUCUUGUGGGCAAAAAGCCAUCAUUCCGCCUGAAGCUGACCUGGGACAAACUUCCAAGGAGCAUGCAGCGCUAUGCAAAGGAACUCUCUGAGUACAUUUCCCGUAUUGCUCGGGAAUACGGAUUAAGCCUGGCAAAGGUCAAGAAUGUCCGUAACCAGCUCAAACUGACUGUGGCUGUUGCUUCUGAGACAAGUCUGAAUGUUGAGCUGAAGACACCAAAGAGGGCCAUUUACAAACUUGGAAUGGGUAUCCCUGUUUCUCUGCCAUUUGGAAACACUGCUGCUGAGCUGGAAGCAUACCAGGACAACUUGGCUGACAGGAUCAUGUACAUGGUCACCAAGGCUCAUGCAGCUGAGUGCACCAUGAUCAAAGACACAUUGAUCACAUUCAACAACAAGAAAUACAAGAACCAGAUGCCCCACUCUUGCCACCAGGUUUUGGCUCAGGAUUGCACCCCAGAACUCAAAUUCAUAGUUCUGCUGAAGAGGGACCAAACACAGGAACAGAACCAGAUCAAUGUGAAGAUUGCAAACAUUGAUGUCGACAUGUAUCCAAAGGACAACACUAUCAUGGUGAAGGUUAAUGGAGUAGAAAUCCCCAUCAGCGACCUGCCUUAUCAACAUCCCGCAGGCAAUAUUCAGAUCAGACUUAAGGAAGAUGGCAUUGCUCUCCAUGCUCCCAACCAUGGUCUUCAGGAGGUCUUCCUGAACCUGAACUCACUGAAGGUCAAAGUUGUGGACUGGAUGAGAGGACAGACUUGUGGACUGUGCGGAAGGGCCGACGGGGAAAUCAGACAAGAGUACCGCACACCCAACGAGCGCUUGACCAAGAAUGCUGCCAGUUAUGCUCAUUCCUGGGUUAUGUCUGGAAAGAGCUGUCGUGAUGCCUCUGAGUGUUACAUGAAGCUUGAAUCUGUGAAGCUGGAGAAGCAGAUUGUCGUACAUGGUCAGGAGUCCAAAUGCUACUCUGUGGAGCCUGUCCUGCGCUGUCUGCCUGGCUGCAUGCCAGUGAGGACCACCACUGUCAAUGUUGGCUUCCACUGCGUCUCUGCUGAUUCCAACCUGAACCAAGCUGAUGGUCUGAACAGCAUCUAUCAGAAGAGCGUCGACCUAGAGGAAACAGCAGAAGCUCACCUCGCCUGUCACUGCACCGCUCAGUGCGCUUAAUCUCAUUGCCUUCUGGAAUAUACAUUUUUAUUUUAGUAUUCUUGAACUGUAAGAUUAAAUAAAUGGCAGAAUCCAAAA